Dromiciops gliroides (monito del monte) is the source of this 1483-nucleotide messenger RNA. RefSeq names its product lysosomal protective protein-like. The transcript is spliced from 12 exons. Lineage: Eukaryota; Metazoa; Chordata; Mammalia; Microbiotheria; Microbiotheriidae. Gene Ontology annotation, molecular function: serine-type carboxypeptidase activity. Gene Ontology annotation, biological process: proteolysis. Bases 1 to 1374 code for a protein of 457 amino acids. The record is from RefSeq and is a predicted model, not a curated record.
AUGCAGCUAUUGGGCAGCCUUCUAGCCCUCUCCAGCCUAUGCUGGGGCCUUAGCACCAGCCAAUACGCCCCCGACCUCAUCACCUCCCUGCCUGGCCUGGCUGAUCUGCCCAGCUUCAAGCAGUGGUCUGGCUACCUCCAGGCCGGCUCUGACAAAUACUUCCAUUACUGGUUUGUGGAGUCCCAGGGAAACCCUGAGUCUGAUCCCUUGGUUCUAUGGCUGAAUGGAGGCCCUGGCUGCAGUUCCAUGGAAGGCCUAUUGGCAGAGAAUGGACCCUACAGGAUAAAUAAUGAUGGUUCCCUCUACAUGAACCCCUAUAGCUGGAAUCUAGUGGCUAACGUGCUGUACCUGGAAUCACCGGCCGGAGUGGGUUAUUCCUACUCUUCCAGCCGGAACUACAAAACUGAUGAUCAGCAGGUGGCAGCUGAUAAUUACCAGGCCUUACAGAGCUUCUUCGCCAAAUUCCCCAGCUUCACCAGCAAUGAUUUCUAUGUAUUUGGAGAGAGCUAUGGUGGGGUCUACGUGCCCUCUCUCAGUGCCCAGAUUGUUAAUGGUCCAGCCUCCAUCAACUUUAAGGGCUUUGGUGUAGGAAAUGGAAUGAGUAACUACCGGCUGAAUGAUGAGACGCUGAUUGAGUUCAGUUACUACCACGGCAUCAUCGGAGAAAACCUGUGGGACUCCUUGAACACCUAUUGCUGCUCAGCGGGCUCCUGCAACUUCUACAACAGCACCGAAAACGACUGCUUCGAUUCCAUACUGGAGGCUUACAGAAUGAUCCAGGGCGUGGGCCUCAACAUCUACAACCUCUACUCGCCAUGUUGGGGGGCUCCGGGAUACCAGGAGCGCUUGGCCACUGACAUGAGCAACCUCUAUCGCGAAUAUCAGUUCAACGUGGCUGUCCCGCCCCCAGGAGCCCACAUCCCUGGAGUCCCCGAGUGCAUCAAUGGCACAGCUAUGUAUGUGUGGUUGAACCAGGACAACGUGAGGCAGGCCCUCCACAUUCCUGUCUUCCUCCCCAUUUGGGAACUUUGCAACACCCAGGUAACUUCUCAAUACCAGAGGCAGUACAUGGACAUGGCUCCCUUCUAUGAGGAAUUACUGCAGAGCAACAUCCGCAUCUUGGUGUACAAUGGGGACACUGACAUGGCCUGCAACUUCUUGGGAGGCGAGAAGUUUGUGGAGUCGCUGAACCAGCCCGUGAUGAGCCCCUAUCAGCCCUGGUACUAUAAAAAUCAGGUUGCAGGAUUCUUCAAGGAAUAUGAGCGCAUCACCUUCCUCACCGUCAAGGGAUCUGGACACAUGGUUCCCCAGUACCGACCUGCUCAGGCCCUGAAGAUGUUUGAGUCUUUUCUCAGGAAUACUACGUACCUGUGAACUUCCCCCAAUGCUGAUACUUCUGAGGCUACCCACUGCUAAUGUUAAGGUCACAGUCCUGGGGUCCUUGAAAAGCUCCCAUGAUUGUCAGCCCACCCCAAAAUCCCAG